AUGUCCGAGGUAGCAGCUCGGUCCUCCGCUUCGCGCGGCAGAGGCUCAGGCCGUGGCGGUAGAGGAGGCUUCGCUGGCCGUGGAGGCCGGAGGGCGAAUGGUGACAAGACCGAGACGAGUGCCGACACUUCGAGCUCAGCCUUCGAGGACGAAGGCGAAAUUGGCGAGCUCCGCAGGCUCCAUGGCAGCAAGACGGAAGUCAUUCGCGAGAUGUUCCCGGAUUGGUCAGAGGUGGACGUGCUGUUUGCACUCCAAGAGACCAAUGGCGACGAGAAUGAGGCCGUGACCCGCAUCGCUGAGGGUACCGUGUCUCAAUGGGGCGAAGUCUCCAAGGCCAAGAAGCCUUCGAAGCCCAAGGCCAAGGAUACGCCCGCGUCGACUGCUAACAAUGACUCCUCAGCUGCGUCCGGCUCGCGUCCCAGCCGCGGAGGCCGCGUCGCCUCGGAAGGUGGUCGUGGUAGGGGCAGGGCUACUGACCGCGGUGGCCGCGGCUCACGUGGGCGUGCCACCACCGCAGCCCCAAGCGCAGCUCGCAAGGAGAAUGUGCCGCUAUCUGUCCCGACUGAGGAGGCCACCGCAUGGGGAAAAGACACUUCUGCGCCCGCAACACAGGUCGCUGAAGAUAAUUCCGCGCCUCAGGCUGCCACCGUCACCGAGACACCGCAGUCGUCUGCUCCUCAGGCCAAAACGUGGGCGAGCAUGUUGCGACCGAAGCCCGCACCCAAGGCGGCUCCCAAGCCCCAGGAGCCUGCGGCCCCUGUUGCGACCGAACCAGUGGCUCCCGAAACUGCCACCCAAUCGACACCUGCCGAGAGCGAGCCGCAGCCUGCCGACGCUGAUCAAGAAGCUACACCGAUUCCGGAGCCAGCCGUCCCUGCCCUUACGGAACCAGAAACCACCUCGACGCCCGCCAUCACCCCCACACACGAUGAGCUCACCGAAACAAACCUUGAGCACGUUGCAGAUGUAUCUCACCCACCAGCCACCCACACUGCCGCAAGCACCACUGCUGAUUCUUGGGAUCCCCGACAGACUAGCAAUGCCACGCCCCUCUCGGCUGCCCAGCAGCAGCACCAAGCGAACCGCGACACCUCCAGCGGCUUCGCCGCUUCGGCGAUCAAGGCGACAGAGCAGCGUACGGCUAGGACGCCCGCUUUCCAGAGGCGUGUGCUUGAUCAGGAGGAGGCCGUUCGCAUGCCCGGUGGCAACCGCGACGUCGACCGUGCGGCUGUUCAGUUCGGCGCCUUCAGCCUAGGCGACGACGAAGAUGCAGCUGGUGGCCGCGAAGAGGCUGAGACUCGCGCGCAGCCCCCAGCUGAAUCUCCUGUAUCUCACCCCCGUACUGCUCUCCCUCCCUCGACCCUACCUGGCGCUUCCCAGGACAUCAACCAGCAGAAGGCUGGUAUUUCAGGUUCUCAAGGCUUUGGCGCAGCCACCUCCGCUGCCCCUGGUGCUCCUGGGCAACCCGCCAUUGGCAUGCCGAGCCAACAGUAUGGCCGCUUCGGCCAGGAGGGUUCGCAAAAGCCCAACGACCCCUUCGCUCAGCAGGCCCAGCCGAGCAGCCAGCCUCCCUACGAUUCGUUCCCCGGGCAGACGAGCCAAGCGCCCUCUCAGCCACAGCAACAGCCGGGCGGUGCCUUCAGCUCUGCACCCAACGACUACUCUUCCUACUACACAUCUAAUGAUCGCCACCCGUACAACAACAAUUACUACGGCCACCCGUUCGCCCACCAGCAGCAGGGCGGACAAGGCCAGCAGGACAGCGCUCCUGGCCAGCAGCGCCCCUACGGCAGCUACGGCGCGUCUCAGCAAGGCGACAAUCUGAGCCAGUACCCCCAGAGCGGUGUUGGACUCCAGAACCAGCCUCGUUUCGGCGCCGGCAGCAACGACGCCCAGAAUAGCGGCCACUCGACCCCCAACCCCACAACUCAGGCUGCCCAGCAGCACGGAAGCGCGGCUCCUGGAUCUCAGCCCCCCUCGCACGCGCAGCAACAAUACGGAUACGGCAACCACCCUUACUACAACAACCCGUACUACCAGCAGUACUAUUCUGGAUAUGGCGGCCAGGGUGGCUUUGGCCCCUACGGCGGCGCUAGCAAGAAUGCCAUGUAUGGUCAGCCUUACGGCAUGUCUCCGAACGCGCCCUUUGACCACGCAAACUCCCCGGCCUCGUUCGCGCAGUCGUCGCUGCAUAGGGAUAGUGGAGCCGGUUCUGGCAUCGGUGAUUACGGCCGCUCUGGCUCGAGCCAAGCUGGAGGUGCUCCAGGCCUUGGAGGCGCCGGCAGCACCUUUGGCAGUGUUCACGACUCGUUCUCUCGCGGUGCCUCGUCCUUCCAGUCGCAAGCGCCCGGCUUCGGCGGUCAGGCCCAGCAAGGCGGUGCUGCCCCUGGCGAUGACUUGAAGUUCGGUGAGGCCAAGAGCGGUGCCAACCCGUCGCCUUCGAUCGGCGGCGCUCGCCCUGGAUCCGCGGCCGCCAGCAACGCCGCUGCUUCUGGCCAGAGCGGUCUGCCCCCUCCCCAGUCUUCGCAGAUGGGCGGUGGCGCUUACGCUGGGUACCCUAGCCAUCUCCAGGGCCAUGGUGGUGUUCACGGUAGCCACGCUUAUGGGAUGGGCGGUGCGGGCGGUGCUAAUCAGCACGCCAACAGCCCCUACGGCUCUUACGGCCAGGGCGGCUUUGGCAGCGGUGGCUACUACGGUGGCAACCAGCAGCAACAGCGCGGCGGCUGGGGUGGUAACUACCACUAA
Messenger RNA from Emericellopsis cladophorae, 2745 nucleotides. RefSeq names its product CUE domain-containing protein-like protein. Gene Ontology annotation, molecular function: ubiquitin binding. The transcript has 4 exons. NCBI's taxonomy places the organism in Eukaryota, Fungi, Ascomycota, Sordariomycetes, Hypocreales, Bionectriaceae. Gene Ontology annotation, cellular component: cytoplasm; nucleus. The record is from RefSeq and is a predicted model, not a curated record. Bases 1 to 2745 code for a protein of 914 amino acids.